CACACACAUACCGGAAGUUAGUUUCAAAGAGUUCUGAGGCUAUCUGAGCUAGGAAAUCCACGUGUGGUUAACAUUUCAACCAUUAUUUACAAUGGGGAAGAACGGAAAAUUCAAUAAAGGCUCUAAACAUAAACCUGGAUCUAAAAAGAGGGAGAAUAAAUGUAUCGUAAUGUUCGACGAGAAAAAUCGACAGGACUUUCUAACUGGUUUUCACAAGAGGAAAAUUGAGAGGAGGAAAGCAGCUGUUGAGGAGAUAAAGCAGAAGUUGAAAGAGGAGCAGAAAAGGGUCAGGGAAGAUCGACACAAAGAGUAUUUGAAGAUGCUGCAAGAGCGAAAGGAAGCUCUUGAUGAUGCUGACGAAUUGGAGGACGCAAUUACUGGUACAACAGAAUCUGUCCAAUAUGAUCAUCCCAACCACACAGUUACUGUGACAACCAUUAGUGACCUUGAUCUAACAAAAUCUUACCUGCUUGGCAUGGAUGCCCAUCAGGAUGAAGAUUGCAGUGAUGCAGAGGAGCAGACUGAGGAGAAGGAUGCUGUGAAGUCACUUCCCAAGAAAGCCGGCAAGCCUUUGCUCUCUAAAAAGAUCAAGUCACUCUCAGCCUCGCUGAACAUGUUAACCAAGCAACCACAGAAGCACAAGCGGAAAGGGAAGCAGGAAGACAAAGGACAGGGUCGAGUGAACUUAACUGGCAGCAACAACAAACGGCGUCUGACGAAAACCACCAAGACUCAGAGACGCAGGCGAACAGGCAAAAGGGGCCAGGACAGAGAGUAACUGUGUGGAUGGGCUAUGCACCAGGGACACGCUUGCCGCUGAACUUCUGUGAUGGACGACAAAAGAAGUUGAAUCGGGUUUUUAAAGUUAUUUAAGAAAUGGGCACACUUGUUUACAAUCAUAGUAUUGAAAGGUGAGGGCGUUGACCAACGGAAUAGAGAAUGGGAACUACCAUGAAGUUGACAGCAGUGUUUUAAAGCCAUUUUGCGACUUGGUGCAUUCAUUUAAUAUACAUCCUUUUCCCUGUCAGUUCACAUGUUAACUGUCAAGGAAGUAGCACUACCAUUGUGUUAAAAUUGUAGAAUGGAGUGAACUCGAUCUGGAAAAUCGAUCAAAAGGAUUGUCAUUUUCUGUUUUUGAUGUACAGGACAUUUUUCUAUUCGACGUUUUGCAACUAAAACGUAAUUGUGUACAUAGAAAAGUAAUGGUGUAAAUACAAAAUAAAAAUUACAUAAUUUUCUUGCCA
Messenger RNA from Alosa sapidissima (American shad), 1244 nucleotides. RefSeq names its product nucleolar protein 12 (gene nol12). Gene Ontology annotation, cellular component: nucleolus. NCBI's taxonomy places the organism in Eukaryota, Metazoa, Chordata, Actinopteri, Clupeiformes, Clupeidae. The transcript is spliced from 6 exons. Gene Ontology annotation, molecular function: RNA binding. The coding region runs from base 92 to 778 and encodes 228 amino acids. The record is from RefSeq and is a predicted model, not a curated record.